GGAAAAUUUCUUAAGCUGCACUAAUAGCAUAUCGAAUGUCGUCGAUAUUUUUAAAUCAGAGAAAAUCCCCUCCCAGUCCCAAUUCAGCUACCAUACAAAAAUUAUUGGAUGAAAACACUCAAUUGAUUAUGUGUAUAGCGGAAAAUCAAAAUAAAGGAAAUGCUGCAGAAUGUAUUUCUUACCAACAAGUCCUUCAUAAAAAUUUGGUGUAUUUAGCCACAAUGGCAGAUUACAAUCAACAAAAUCCCACACCUGGUCAACCCAAUACAAAUGAGCCAAUAAAUUAUGAAGGUGCCUCACAAAAUCAUCAAAAUAAAAUUCCACCAAAUUCAUUCCAAUCACAAAAUGAACAAAUCACUUACUCUAACAAACAAAAUUAUAAUCCAUUGAUAGAUACCUCAUACCAAAGACCUUUUAUGACUCCUAAUAGUCAAUAUAGUUCUCUACAGAAUCCUGAUAUCACAACUAAUAAACUCCAACCCUCCCAUCACGCAGCCACUUCUCCCUUUAAUCAAGCUAAUUCCAAUCAACACCAAACUUACAAUAAUUCUCCGCAUAAUUUAAACAACAAUAAUGUUUACCCUCAAGGAAUUCCGGAUAACAACCCAUCGCACACCCCCAUAAAUUACCCAAGCAAUACGAAUCGACAUAAUUUUGGUAAUAGUUAUACUAACAGACCUGCCCAACAUCACAUGUCUGUCUAUCCUCCUUAUUUCCAACAACCCACCACCACUAACCACCAAAUGGACCAUGAAAUGAGCUCUUCAACAUUGUCCCCAAAAGAAAAAAAUAGUAUAGAAUAUUUGGGUCAAGAUAAUCCAUUGUCGAAAUAAAACAAUUUUCCUUAUAUCUCUUUUUUUUACUUUCUCCUUGAUAAUAAAUUAUAUGGUUAUUGUAGGAAUUGCAUUUCUUAUUUUUUUUUCUGGCAUGCUUAUCUUAGGCAUAGAUAAAAAAAAUAAUUUAUUCUAAGAAUAUGUCAAUCUUCUUAUUUUUAAUCAGAUUUUAAUGUGAUUUCAUAUUUUAAUUUUUUUAGCUCUAAUAAUAUCUAAAUAUUUUCUACCCACCUUCAAUCGUGUUAUUAUUUAUAAAUUAUCCAAUUCAAACUUGUCAGAAUUUUUAUUCUAUAUUAUUUUUUUCUUAGA
Messenger RNA from Gordionus sp. m RMFG-2023, 1142 nucleotides. RefSeq lists its product as uncharacterized. Lineage: Eukaryota; Metazoa; Nematomorpha; Gordioida; Chordodea; Parachordodidae. The record is from RefSeq and is a predicted model, not a curated record. The transcript has 6 exons. Bases 36 to 833 code for a protein of 265 amino acids.